Messenger RNA from Penicillium manginii, 2448 nucleotides. RefSeq lists its product as uncharacterized. The record is from RefSeq and is a predicted model, not a curated record. NCBI's taxonomy places the organism in Eukaryota, Fungi, Ascomycota, Eurotiomycetes, Eurotiales, Aspergillaceae. The transcript is spliced from 4 exons. Gene Ontology annotation, molecular function: DNA binding; DNA-binding transcription factor activity, RNA polymerase II-specific; zinc ion binding. Gene Ontology annotation, biological process: DNA-templated transcription; regulation of DNA-templated transcription. The coding region runs from base 1 to 2448 and encodes 815 amino acids. Gene Ontology annotation, cellular component: nucleus.
AUGUCGGCAUCUGUGACCAAUCAUACCCACCAUGAUAAGGGGAGCAGCAAGCUGCCAGAGCUCUCGGUUGCCUGUAGUAACUGUCGCAACCGCAAACUGCGCUGCUCUAGGGAGACACCCACAUGUCAACACUGCCGCAAAACUGGUCAGCUAGUAUAUUCAUAUUUCCUCUGUCUUCUACGACAGGAUCACUUCGUACAAUGGAGCGACUGCGUAUACGAACCCAAACGGUCCAAGCCGGGGAUUAAACCUGGGGCUAUUGAAAAUUUACACCGACGGCUAGAUCGCCUGGAAGAUUUUGUUAUCGAUCGACUCGGAGACGAUUCGCCAGGAGAGUCCAACCGACAAACACAGCCGAGUGCAGACGAGUCUAUGGCAGGUUUUGUUCUGCCUGCACUGGCACGGGAACCUCAGAGAUUCAGCGACAAGUCGGUAACCGGCGCCGCUGAUCGCCCAGCUAAACGACAACGGGUGGACAACCUCAUCGGUCCUUCUCAGUCUUCGCUGCCCCAUGUCGAUCGCCGUUUAGUAUUUUCUUUUCUCAAUCCAAACACAAUUGAAGAUGUUUUGCAGACAUACUUCGAGCAAAUACACCCUUGGAUCCCUCUUGUACACGAGACCAGCUUGCGUCGGCGUCUUCUCGACACAAAACACAAAUCAAAGCUUGACGUCUUGGUGCGAGCCAUGAUAUUGGUAUCCGGGAGAUAUAUACAGCGCCAUGACUCCGUAUCCGACAUCUCCCUGGCUAAUCUGACUACAGAGCAGGCCAGGAGUCUGAUUGUUUCAACUGCCAUGGAUUGCUUAAGCGUUGAAAAUCUCCAGGCACUCGUAAUUUGUGUGCUUAAUGAUAUUGGAAACGGGUGGGGGCAAAAGGCGUGGUCCCUAGUCGGAUCACUGACUCGGACUGUCGAAUAUUUGAAACUGACAGUCGAAGACGAGGAGUGCGGAGGCCGUACGUCGAUUUCAAGGCCGUUUAUAUCUAUUCCCUCUCCGGAGAGCUGGGUCGAGGCAGAGGAGCGACGCCGUGUGUUCUGGAACGUGUUCAACAUUGACCGAUUUUGCUCCGUGACAAUGGGCUGGAACACAAGCCUCACCUCAGAUGAUGUGCACCGUCGCCUUCCUUGCGAUGGGGUCUAUUGGAGAAGAGACAACCCCAAUGUUACAGCUUUUUUUGGCAUCUGGGACAAGUCAGCAGGGCGGAUGGGGAACCCCAUCGCCUUUCCUCCGGCCCAUUACGUGUCUCCGCAAGGUACGGGGACCAGUGACGCCCCUGAACCGAGUCCCAACAACGCCAGCGGCUCUGGUUUAUCACCGGAAGAUCCCGGGAUGGAGGCUGUUGGGGCUUUCGCCUACCGCAUCGAAGCAACCGAGUCGCUGAGCCGCGUUACGACUUACUUCCUACAGCAAAAGGUCGACAUGCACCGUCCAGAGAACGUCACCAGCUGGCUUACACGGUUCAAGGAACUCGACCUGCGCCUUGUGCAUUGGAAGAUGCUCCUUCCAAAGAAGUGGAACGCCGCCAACCCUACCUACACUACUGUCGGGCCCCACGACACGGCCUAUCAGAACGGCACACCUAGUAGCAGUGGAGAAGCGACGGGGCUUGAGGGCAAUGCCAAACGCCAAACAGUAGUGAUGGAUCCAAAUCUCACACUGGCACACAUCACCCACAAUGUUUCCAUGAUUCUCUUACAUCAACCUAUCGCGUUUCCACCCCACGACUGGACUUUCCGCAGCCGCCUGCCCAGCAGUUGCUCUGCAGAGACCUGUCAGCAGGCGGCUGUUGAAAUUGCCACUAUCACCGAACAAUACCUUAAAGUGUCUCCGGCAACGUCCCCCGUCUGUCCCCAAUUCUCAUUUUGCGUCUAUGUGGCAGCCCGACUCCUUCUAGCCUACGGGACCUACUACGGCGGAGAGAGCACUGCUCUUUACUCCAAAUCGGAUGUCCAUGAUGGUAGGUUUUGGACGCUAGUGCAAAGUUUAGAUAAGAUGUCGCGUCGAUGGAACGGAAAUGUGCUGGUGCCAGAGACCACGACUUUGACCGAGGAUCUGGCGGCAAAAUACGCCUUGAAACUGAGAGACAUGAACGAUAUGUGCAUGCAGGGCUUGGGCUACAGUAUAAAUGUCUUGGAUUACACGCAAGAUAUCGACCAUUGCAGCAGUAAGACCGACCUUACUGUAGGAGAUCCAGUUCCUGUGUCAACUCAAAAUGGCUCGACUCAACUGCCAUAUCAACACCUGCAGGCACAGCCAGCGCACAACUUUCAAGGUAGUGGAAGGCCCGCGGAGAGCCAGCCAAACGUGGGCCUCAUCAAUGCGGCACCGGCCAUGGCGUUACCUUGGCGUUCAUCCCCAUUACAGCUCCCCAGAAAUCUUAACGACCAUCACCCGACAAUAUACGGGAAAGAAACGUACUCUCCAGGAAAGAACAAGCGCCCUGCGACCUGA